UUUUUUUUUUUUUCGGAGCUGGGGACCAAACCCAGGGCCUUGCGCUUGCUAGGCAAGCGCUCUACCACUGAGCUAAAUCCCCAACCCUCCUGUACUCUUUAUCUUCUUUUGGUUGGAGAUGGGCUUGCUGUGGCCUACCUCAGGCUGGCCUUUAUUUAUUUAACCUUUAACUCUCCUCAGUACUGGGAUUACACAUUCAGCUUGUUGUGACUUUUAUCCUAAAUUUAAAUCAGCUUAUACAUAUUUAAAGUUCAUCUUGGUAGGCAAGAAGGUUAAGGAGUUAGUCAUUUGAGGUCAAAUCUGAUGCCAUCAGUUUGCUUCCCAGAAUCCACUAUGCAACCAGUUCCUUAUGAAUCUUUUGGCAAGUCCUGACACACAGCCUUGUGCACCUACCCCAUAAGGUCCCAGACAGAAUGGUUCCCAAGCUCCUACAAGCCACUAUCUCCCACUGCUAGCCCCUCCUGUUUCCUCCCUGGGACCUCAAAUCUGCUCUUCACCCACCAUGUCCUUGAAGUCCUAUUUCGAGAUCAGCGUUUCUCAACCUGUGGGUCUCCACUCUUUAGUGGGGCUGUGGGUGUCGACUGACCCUUUCACAGGGGUUGCUAAGAUCAUUGGAAGACAUAUAUUUACAUAUGGUUCACAACAGUUGCAAAAUAACAGUUAUGAAGCAGCAGCAAAAAUAAUUUUAUGGUUGGGGUCACCACAACAUGAGGAACUGUAUUAAAGGGCUGCAGCAUUAGGAAGGUUGAGAACCACUGUUUUGAAUGGAAUCCUGGGGCUGGAGAGGGGAUGGCUCAGAGGUUAAGAGCACUGACUGCUCUUCCAGAGGUCCUGAGUUCAAUUCCCAGCAACCACUUGGUGGCUCACAACCACACAUAAUGAGAUCUGGUGCCCUCUUCUGGCCCUCAGGCAUACAUGCAGGGAGAACAUUGUAUAUGUAAUAAAUAAAUUAAAAAAAAAAAAAAGUCUUUGUAAAAGAAAGAAAUGGAGCCAGGCAUGGUGGCACAUACCUUUAAUCCCACCACUCUGUUUUGAGGCCAGGCCGGUCUACAGAGCGAGUUCCAGGACAGCUAAGGCUACACAGAGAAACUCUGUCUCGAAAAACAACAGCAACAACAACAACAACACACACACAGAGACAGAGAGGGACAUACACACACACACACACACACACACAUAUGCAGAGAGAGAGAGAGAAUGAGAGAGAGAAAUGGAGAAUGGAAUCACUCAGCCCUCUGAGUCUGGCUUUCCUCCAGCCUUCUACAUAGUAAUCUUUCAGAGUGCAGCCCUGCCUGUGUCUCUCCUUGCAGGGUCUGGCUUCUGCCCACCACUCCUGCCAGUCUGGACAAACAGGAUGGAUGGCUCUCAAACCUGGUUUGCAAAACAGCCACCUGCGGGCUUGUCAAUAUCUCACAUUCCUGGGGCUCUGCCUCAGAGCUGGAGACUCUGGUAGCUGAGGAGGGGCCCACGGAUCUGCUCUUCCCAUAGCAGCUUAAGAGACUUGGAGACCGUGCUCCCCGCCUUUUAAGAGCUGCAGUGGUUUUUCUCCACCCCUCCUGUACCUGCACAACCUGCCCAGGCUCACCUGAUGGCCUCCUUUCCUGUCCACCCCCACUCGCUUAGCUCUGCCUUCUGUGUUCCCUCCCAGCAGUUGCUUCUGUCCAGCAUGGUGGGUUAACCUCUCUGGUUCCCACUCACCCCAGGUUCCUCCCUGGCUUUAUUUUCAUGGCCUUCCCUGCCUCCCAUGAGUCACUCAACCUGACAAACUUGUCACCUGUCAUUUCUUAUUUGUGUGACUCUUAAAGGUCAGUCUCCCUGAUUGGUUUGCGGCCAGCUAAGGGCGGGUCUGUUUUUGUUGUUUUGCUCUGUAUACCCAGCACCAAGCACAGAUCUGCUAGGUUGGAUGUGAGUAAAUUGUCUCUUGUGACUUAUUCAAAUUGCUUCCUGGCCCAAGUAACCUGCCCCCUUCCCCACCUUUUUUUUUUUUUCUUCUUCUUUUUUUUGGAGCUGGGGACAGAACCCAGGGCUAGGCAAGCGCUCUACCACUGAGCUAAAUCCCCAACCCCCCUUCCCUACCUUUUUACUUUGCCCCGUUCAUACUAGUCUGUUAGUCUCUCUCUCUCUCUCUCUCUCUCUCUCUCUCUCUCUCUCUCUCUCUCUCUCUCUCUCUCUCUGACACAGGGUUUCUCUGUAUAGUCCUCACUGUCCAUGUAGACCAUGCUGGCCUCGAACUCAGAGAUCCACCUGCUCCUGCCUCUGGAAAGCUGGGAUUAAAGGCAGGUACUUCCACAGUCUGCUUUUCACACUCGUUUUUCAAGCAGAAAAGAUGGGGGGGGGAGGCUGUGCUUCCUCAGGGCAGACCCCUUAUCACCCCUCGGCUUGUUUGUUUUCUUAACUCUCACCCGUGGGAAGCUGGGAGGUGGCCCACUGCCUUUGAUCCGGGUCUCUCAACUCCUCUUCCUGAUCCUCAGAUGUUUGCUGUGGGCUGAACCAGAAAGCUGGAGUAACUGCUGCAAUAGUCAUCUGCACCAGGCCACAACGGUCGCCAGAACACCGUGGCCCCUCCCACCAGGCCACCUUGCUGCGCUUAGAUUUGAAACUGGAGAGCACCUGCUGCCCUGUAGGAAGGGCAAGAGCCAAUUCCAGGCGGUGCACAGUGAGGAGUCUCCACCCCUCCUCCUGCGCUUCCUUCUCCAGGGCGCCUCUCAGGCCCCGCCCUCACCUGCCCAAGAUAAUUUUAGUUUCCCUGGGCCUGGAAUCUGGAUACGCAGGGCUCGCUCCAUAUUCUCCCGCCUCAACAUCCAAAGGCGGGCUAACCCUCCUACCACCUGGAGAGAAGAGAGAGAGGGUUCGAAAUCAAAUCCAAGGGUCUGGGACCUCUAGACAGAGCCAGCCUUUGGGUCCCGGUGUCCCGCUCCUUCUGCUGGAGUUCCUCCAGGUGCCAUGGAACUGGAUCUGAGCCCGUCUCAUCUCAGCAGCUCCCCAGAAGAUGUGUGCCCAACUCCUGGGACCCCUCCCGAGACUCCUCCGCCCCCGGAUAACCCUCCGCCCGGCGAUGUGAAGCGGUCUCAGCCUUUGCCCAUCCCAAGUAGCAGGAAACUUCGAGAAGAGGAGUUUCAGGCAACCUCUCUACCCUCCAUCCCCAACCCCUUCCCCGAGCUCUGCAGCCCACCUUCACAGAAACCCAUUCUUGGUGGUUCCUCCGGUGCUAGGGGGUUGCUUCCUCGAGACUCCAGCCGCCUCUGUGUGGUGAAGGUGUACAGUGAAGAUGGAGCCUGCCGGUCUGUGGAAGUGGCGGCAGGUGCGACGGCUCGCCAUGUGUGUGAGAUGCUGGUGCAGCGAGCUCACGCCCUGAGCGAUGAGAACUGGGGCCUGGUGGAGUGCCACCCCUAUUUGGCUCUGGAGCGGGGUUUGGAGGACCAUGAGUCUGUGGUAGAAGUGCAGGAGGCCUGGCCUGUGGGUGGAGACAGCCGCUUCAUCUUCCGUAAAAACUUCGCCAAGUAUGAACUCUUCAAGAGCCCUCCGCACACCCUGUUCCCAGAAAAGAUGGUUUCCAGCUGUCUGGAUACACCAACAGGCAUAUCCCAUGAAGACCUCAUCCAGAACUUCCUGAAUGCUGGCAGCUUCCCUGAGAUCCAGGGCUUCCUGCAGCUUCGGGGAUCAGGCCGGGGGUCAGGUCGAAAGCUUUGGAAACGAUUCUUCUGCUUCCUGCGUCGGUCUGGCCUCUAUUACUCGACCAAGGGCACCUCUAAGGACCCGAGACACCUACAGUACGUGGCAGAUAUAAAUGAGUCCAAUGUGUAUGUGGUGACCCAGGGCCGCAAGCUGUAUGGGAUACCCACCGACUUCGGCUUUUGUGUCAAGCCCAACAAGCUUCGAAAUGGCCACAAGGGGCUCCACAUCUUCUGCAGCGAGGAUGAGCAGAGUCGGACUUGCUGGCUGUCCGCCUUCCGGCUCUUCAAGUACGGGGUACAGCUAUAUAAGAAUUAUCAGCAGGCCCAGUCUCGUCACCUGCGCUUAUCGUAUUUGGGGUCUCCACCCUUGAGGAGUGUCUCAGAUAAUACCCUGGUGGCCAUGGACUUCUCUGGCCAUGCUGGGCGUGUCAUUGAGAACCCCCAGGAAGCUCUGAGUGCUGCCACGGAGGAAGCCCAGGCCUGGAGGAAGAAGACAAACCACCGUCUCAGCCUGCCCACCCCGUGCUCCGGCCUGAGCCUCAGUGCAGCUAUCCAUCGCACCCAGCCCUGGUUUCAUGGACGAAUCUCCCGGGAGGAGAGCCAGCGGCUAAUUGGACAGCAGGGCCUGGUGGAUGGUGUAUUCCUGGUCCGGGAGAGCCAGCGGAACCCACAGGGCUUCGUUCUGUCUCUGUGCCAUCUGCAGAAAGUCAAACAUUAUCUCAUCUUGCCAAGCGAAGAUGAAGGCUGCCUUUACUUCAGCAUGGAUGACGGCCAGACCCGUUUCACAGACCUGCUGCAGCUGGUGGAAUUCCACCAGCUGAACCGAGGCAUCCUGCCCUGCUUGCUGCGCCACUGCUGUGCCCGUGUGGCCCUCUGAGGCCACACAAGCUGUUACAGCCAUGGGGCUGCUUAUCGCCCUUCUGCUCCGUUCAGUGGACUCGGUGCAGAUGGGUGGGAUGAUAAACAGAUGAAGAGCUCCCCCCACUUUUCUCCCACUUUUUUUUUUACCUCCCUCAGGUAAUGAAACAUCCCCCAGCCCUGUUCAUCCCUGACUCCUGUCCCCAAAGGAGGCAUUGUGGUCCUCUCCCCUUGGUAGAGCUCCUGAGGCAGUGAAGGGCAUUAUGAGAGGAGUAGGGGCAGCCCGGGUGGUCUCAUGCCCCACCCACACUCUGUACAGACUGAGAGGCCAGUUGAUCUGCUCUGUUUUAUACCAGUGAUAAUAAAGAUUAUUUUUUGAUACACCCACGA
Molecule: messenger RNA, 4922 nt
Organism: Rattus norvegicus (Norway rat)
Lineage: Eukaryota; Metazoa; Chordata; Mammalia; Rodentia; Muridae
Source: RefSeq, a predicted model, not a curated record